Messenger RNA from Hibiscus syriacus, 426 nucleotides. RefSeq names its product homeobox-leucine zipper protein HAT4-like. The transcript has 2 exons. Bases 1 to 426 code for a protein of 141 amino acids. The record is from RefSeq and is a predicted model, not a curated record. Lineage: Eukaryota; Viridiplantae; Streptophyta; Magnoliopsida; Malvales; Malvaceae. Gene Ontology annotation, cellular component: nucleus.
AUGGGGAAAGAAAGUAUGGGUUUGAGUCUGAGUUUGAGUUUCCCUCACAGUCAUCACCUAAAUCUAACCCCUUCUUCUGCUAAUACUUGUUAUUCUCCUUCUGGUGUUCCCUUCAAAAACCCUCAUGGAACGAUGUCGUCUCUCCUCCUCCAGCUCUGGAUAUUUUUGACCACCGAGGCUAGAACGUUUCUUAGAGGAAUCGACGUGAACCGGUUACCGUCAACAGUCGACUGUGAAGAAGAAGCCGGAGUUUCAUCUCCGAACAACACGAUAUCGAGUGUGAGAAAAAGGAACGAAAGAGAAUCGAAUGGAGGCAUCAGUGAUGAUGAAGAUGGCGACACUUCAAGAAAAAAGCGAGUGCUAGUCACAUGUCGUCCCCGAAACGUCCUCAGCCAGCACCGAAACGUCCCCGUAUCAUUCGGCUAG